This is a messenger RNA of Kluyveromyces marxianus DMKU3-1042, 1050 nucleotides long. RefSeq names its product guanine nucleotide exchange factor GET3 (gene GET3). Gene Ontology annotation, biological process: post-translational protein targeting to endoplasmic reticulum membrane. The transcript has a single exon. The record is from RefSeq and is a predicted model, not a curated record. Bases 1 to 1050 code for a protein of 349 amino acids. Gene Ontology annotation, molecular function: ATP binding; ATP hydrolysis activity. Gene Ontology annotation, cellular component: GET complex. Lineage: Eukaryota; Fungi; Ascomycota; Saccharomycetes; Saccharomycetales; Saccharomycetaceae.
AUGGACUUAACAGUAGAACCAAGUUUGGAAUCUUUGAUUACCUCAACCACCCAUAGAUGGAUCUUUGUUGGAGGUAAAGGUGGUGUUGGUAAGACCACGUCAUCUUGUUCUAUUGCCAUUCAAAUGGCAUUGGCUCAACCAAACAAACAAUUCCUUUUGAUUUCCACAGAUCCUGCACAUAACUUAAGUGAUGCUUUCGGUGAGAAGUUUGGUAAGGACGCCAGAAAAGUUACCGGCAUGACGAACUUAUCUUGUAUGGAAAUUGAUCCAUCCGCUGCAUUAAAAGAUAUGAAUGACAUGGCUGUUGCCAACAGCCAAGGAGGUUCCGGGGAAUUUUCUGAUCUUCUUCAAGGUGGCGCUUUAUCAGAGUUGACAGGGUCAAUUCCAGGUAUCGAUGAAGCUUUAUCCUUCAUGGAAGUUAUGAAACACAUUAAAAACCAAGAAAAAGAUGAGGGUGACAGUUACGAUACUGUGAUUUUCGAUACAGCUCCAACAGGUCACACUUUAAGAUUUUUACAACUACCAACUACAUUAUCCAAGCUUCUAGAGAAAUUUGGUGACAUCACUGCAAAGUUGGGACCAAUGUUGAACUCUUUUGCUGGAGCCAACAACGUCGAUGUUAUUGGUAAAAUGAACGAGUUGAAGGCCAACGUUGAAAAGAUCAAAGAGCAAUUCACUGACCCAGAUAUGACCACUUUUGUGUGUGUUUGUAUCAGUGAGUUCUUAUCUUUGUACGAAACGGAAAGAUUAGUACAAGAAUUGAUCUCUUACGACAUGGAUGUUAACUCUAUCAUUGUUAAUCAGCUUCUAUUUGCCGAGAAUGAUGAGGGCGAUAGUUGUAGAAGAUGUAAGUCAAGAUGGAAGAUGCAAAAGAAGUACUUGGAUCAAAUUGACGAAUUAUACGAGGACUUCCAUAUCGUUAAAAUGCCAUUGUGCGCUGGUGAAAUCAGAGGCUUAAACAACCUAAAAAAGUUCUCGCAAUUCCUAGUUAAGCCUUACGACCCUGUUGCCGACAGCAAAAUCAUAUAUCAGCUAGAACAACAGGAUUAG